AAUUUUUAUUGGGCCUUUUUAUUUGUCCCCAAAUUAUUCAAUUCUACCACCAUCAUCGAUAUUGAUUAAUUAAUCGAAUAAAUUGUAAACUGGCCGCUUAAGUAUUCCAGACAAAUGCUUUGAAAUCUAGUUUCAGUGUCGUGUAAAACAACUGGUAGAGGUCGGAAGAUUGUUUUCAUUCUACUAAACCAAAAUCUAUCAAUAACGUAGAUAAGAAAUUGAAUCAAGAAUUUUUCAUGGCUAAAAAUAUCACUUCGAACGCAAAAGAAUCGUCGGCCAACACAUCAAUUCGAACGAAUUCCGAUCAAGCAUUUGCAUCAAGCAGCAAACAAAACGUGAAACGUACCGUUGCCAAACGUUUUGUAUUAAAUUCAUUUUCAGAUACAACAUCUGAUCAAUUUAAUUCAAAAUGCCAACAAAAUCUUCGAACAUCCAAGUCUACGUGGCCAACUCGAUCAUCAUCAUUAUCGAACAAUGGUAAUAAAAUAACCUCCUACCUGGAAGAGAUUCGUCGAAUGAUGCACGCUUUCGGUGAUGUUCGUCAGCCAUUAAUCGAAUCGGCUAGUAUGAUCCAAUCGAUUGUUCGCCAUCAAAUGACCAUGCUAUUAUUGGAAGCUCAACAUGUAGCUCAAAUGAGCCAUUCAGAAUCAUUGUCCACCCCACCACCACGAACGCAUAUCAGUGUUGAAGAUUUCAUUUUUCUUCUCAAACACGAUCGACACCGUUUGGCCAAAUUGAUUCGAUAUCUAAAGUUCAAAGAUAUGAAAUUAAAAGUAUUAUCAUCUUCGUUAGUGGAUAGUAAGGAAAAAUCUGCUCAAAAACAAUCGAAAAUAUCCAAGUCACAAUUAGAAUGCUUGUAUAAUGAUAUUAAAAAUGAAUCACAAGCCUAUGAUUCCGACGAAUGGCCUCGCUUGCCCAAUGGACAGGCCAAUGUCUGUGAUGGUGAGAGUAAAUCAUCGAGUUCUUUUGAAACAUCAUCAUCAACCUUGAUAAACAAUCAACCGAAUGCAUCUACUAAACGGCUAAAAUCUUGUCAGGAAAUUCUUCGAUCUGUUAUUCAAACGCCACAAAAUCGUUGCGAAAUGGAAAGAUUACUGUAUCAUCAUCCUGAUGUUGCCAUUGAUCUGAUUGAUGAUUACACAAUGGCUCGUAAUCGUCGACUUAAUAAAUUUACCGAACAAAUGUCAGUCAAAGAAUACCUCUAUUACCAAUCCUGUCGAUCAGUAACAUUUUUUGGCUCUUCCACUGGUUCACAAAUCAUAACAACUUCAAUGUUCCAGAAAUUCCAGGACUGGAUACUUGGUUCGUUCGACGAGAUAGAUCGUCUGGAAUUGAAGCCCAAUUCACUUGGAUGGGAAGUUGUACAAUAUUUCGCUCACGAAACUGUUGCCAUUCUAGUCGAAUUGGCUUUGAUAGUUCGCAAUGAUCAAAACCGCCACGUUUCAAGGCCAGGUAUCGAUGCAGGUCGACCACUUUAUCCUACAACAAUCGAAUCUCAAGCAAUGUCUACGAAACGAUUUCGACGAGAAUCAGUAUCGAUAGGAACCGAUUCUGCCGCUAAAGUUUUCAAAUGUGAUCCGAUGAUGAAUCAGAUUAAUUCUGGUCAUACAACCUCCAAUAACAAUGCGAAUGGUUGGCAAAGGUCGAAUUCCAACCAGCAAUUUAUGGUAGACAUCUUACGUCGAACAUCGGAAAAAGUGAUGGCUUUUCAAACGGCCUCUACAUCGACAAAUGACACGGCAGCUAAUAUCAAAUCAAUCAAAAAUGUCCAAUCAUCAACUCACCCGCGAAUAAGCAAUAUUUUUGGCGCCAUAACACCAGAACAAAUAUUGGAAGCAAUGCGAAGGUUCGAAUCUGGCUCAAAUGUUUUCAAUCGUUUUCAACGUUGUCAUGGCUGGUUGUUUGCACAGAAUCGUCGUAACCGGAUACUCUGUCUGCGAUGCUGACCGAAUAUACGAAAAAAAACAGAUGACAAACGCUUUAUCAUUUCAUCAAUCGAUUCCUGUGAUAUCAAUCAACGAAAUUCAUCCAUCAACCAUCAUCAUCAUCAUCAUCAGAUCAAAUUUAUAUAUCAUCACGUGGGCUAUCCAUUAUUUAUUCGAUUCAUUCAUUCGAUUUUAUUUCAAAACCAGCCCUGGCUGGCCAGCAGGGCUGGUUUAAUUGAUUUAAUUUAUUUUAUUUUACAAAAUCUUACAAAAAAUUAUAAAAAAUGAUGAUUCAAUGAUA
This is a messenger RNA of Dermatophagoides farinae (American house dust mite), 2226 nucleotides long. The record is from RefSeq and is a predicted model, not a curated record. NCBI's taxonomy places the organism in Eukaryota, Metazoa, Arthropoda, Arachnida, Sarcoptiformes, Pyroglyphidae.